Molecule: messenger RNA, 2511 nt
Organism: Amorphotheca resinae ATCC 22711
Lineage: Eukaryota; Fungi; Ascomycota; Leotiomycetes; Helotiales; Amorphothecaceae
Exons: 1
Coding region: 1-2511 (836 amino acids)
Source: RefSeq, a predicted model, not a curated record
AUGUCGGCCCCCAGCGAGGCUCCCUCUGACGAGAAUAGCCUCGGCGGGUUUUCCUAUGAGUUUGUCGAUACAGACGAGGACAGCCGAGAUGAUAAUGCCACGGAAUCGGUUGCCUCGACCGAUUUCGGUCGUCCAGAUGAUGUGGCCAGCCUCGCAGAUACCCAGAGUGGUGACGAGAGCGGAGAGGACGAUGGCCCCGGAACCUCCGAUGCUCACCACUUCUCUGGCCUCGAUGAUAACGACGAACAUCUUUUCAGCACUCCUACGAUAGGGCAGAGCUCUGCAUUCGUGCCCGAAGAUCUCGAUAAACCACUCGUUCAGUCCAUCGAGUUUGAAGAGCCGUUCAACCUUGGGGCUGAGACCGUCUCCGUCAAGCACACGAUCGCUGAUCUCAACGAGCAGCAGACGGCCAGUGCUCUCAAAGGAAUGACGUUGCAAAACCCACCAAAACGCCUUGCUGUCACUAUUCGCCAGACUAUGACCAAGCAAGGCCUAUCCACCCGAGAUCCUCUACGCAUCCUUUACGUGGGCAGCCAUUCCGCAAAGCAGGACAUCAUCCAUAAGGUUGCCAGUUCUGUCACAGCAUCAGUCGACAGUGGGAACCGAGCACAACAUCUGCGUCACUCUGCUUCUCAGAUCUACAACGUCGUUCCAGUAUCAGCAUUUGGCUCCGAGCGGACCCCUGAGAUUGAGCUUAUGUAUUCGUCUGGCUACCAGAUCAAGGUCGAGGAUUGCAUUUUGGCGCAGAGCCUGAAAUACGAGGAUACUCCUGAGAGGCCUGAUGUUAUAAAAGUAACCCUCGAUGGUAACUUCUCCUACCACUCGGUCCCCGACGGACAAGGGUUUAUUGUCGAGCCACACUGGGAGCUUCCUCAUGUAGCAAUCUUCUACUGUUCUGAUAAUGACGAUCUCGAAACACGACGUACCGCAACUGUCGCCAGGAAAUUCAUGGGUCGUCACGGUGUGCCUUCUAUCGUUAUAUCACACAAGCAAUUGUUCGACAGAGGCCAAUGUAUGUCACUCGAUCAACACUCGAUCCAUAUGUGCUUGGAAUCACGAGACUCCAACGGCAAAGGAAACAUAAUUCAUCGUCGCUUACCUAUAGACUUGGCUUCUUUCUUGAAUAUCGACGCGAGACAGAUGAAUCGAAACCUGGCAUAUAUAACUGGCCUCCACGAACCGCUCGAGAUCUCAAAUCCUCCAGGCCCGUCAAAGAAGCCUCAAAUUACACUUGUCGAUUCUCAAGACCUAGAGAAGACACCGCAUAGCAUCAGCGAUAGUGCCAGUUUCAUUCGCAACCGGAGUGGUGCAGAAUGGAGAGCGCUCCUACCAGUCGGUCUGCUCCUUCUAAGUGUCUUUACUGCUGUAUUUACCGGCCUUCCGAUUUACCGAUUUUCCUCCAGCCCAGCAAUAUCAAUUAAUAGUAAGGUAAUGUCAGCCGUGCCAAUCUCUACAAGCUCAUCGACCCCGCCUACCCCGGUAAUGAGCGUCACAUCAACUCCCGCUGUGUUUAAGACCUCUACGCGGACAAUAACAGUCACCCAUGCCCCUUCUCAAGGAUCGAAUAGUCUUGCCGUGCUGCCUUCAAUGGAAAUAGGGAAGUUGACACCAGCAGUCCAAGAUCGGGGCAAGCCUGCCAAUCAAUCCCUCUGUUCUGCUGAGAUCUUGGGAGAUAGAGAGAUCUUGAUUCGCAUUGCGUCAGCGACGAAGCUUAGCUGGCUUACCAAGGAAGCAUUGUCCGUGAACAUUACUCGCGGUAACGUGAGUGUAGAUACCGAGCGAGCCUACAGUUCCAACGAUGGGAUUGUUCUCUUGUUACCCAAGAACGAAGCCUACGGUGUUCUCAACAUCUCCAUUAUUACCACGAAGAAGCCGCGAGUUAAUGAGAUAUUCCAGGUAGACUUUGGGACAACCAUAGCUCAGACAUGGCAGAGCAUUCUGGAUAAGUUGUCAUCUCUGUUUGAGGAAGACGUCGCUUUAAUCGACACAAAGAUGUUUGAUAAAAUGCGCACUAUGGUGGAAAAGAUGGUCGAGGAUUCGCAUGCUCGCUCUCGAUCUACCUUCGUCCACAUGGAAGAGGCGAGAAGAGCGGCCACAGAGCAUGCAGCCGUUACUACUGCACACCUUACAGACUUAGCAAAGUCAAUAUCUCUUGAGGCUGCCAAACGCAGUGCUAUCCUUUCCAAGGAGCUUGGCAUCCAGUUUGCCAAAGCCGAAGCCAAGCUGUCCAAAAAGUUUCAGUCCUUGGAAGACCUCAGAGAACCCAUCAAUAGUGGACUAUUGAAGGCCCAGGUGCAAUCCAAGCUUCUAUGGCUGAAACUUCAAGGAAAAGAUGAAGAGCACCGUGAAUACCAAGAACGUGCUGCUGAGGCACUUCGUAGCAGAGCGACGGGUUCGAAAAAGUCUCAGGCUUAUCCGGGAGAGAGGAAGCAAACACCACGAGCUGCCAAGAAGUCUGCAAAGAAAGAAGCUCGAGCAGCUAAGAAGGGUGGAAGGAAACCGCGUACUUAG